Dimorphilus gyrociliatus is the source of this 340-nucleotide messenger RNA. The record is from the annotation of a GenBank genome assembly. NCBI's taxonomy places the organism in Eukaryota, Metazoa, Annelida, Polychaeta, Dinophilidae.
AAUUAGUAGGGUUUCCUAUCUGAGAUUGCUCCUCAACAAUAAAUCGCCAUUUUUAGUUCUUUUAACACCCGCCACUAGCGCGAAGAAAAACAACUCCAGGAAGUACAUAGGGCACACUAAAAUGACCCGAGGAAAUCAGCGUGAACUCGCCAGGCAAAAAAAUCUUAAAAAACAACAACAAAGCAAGAAGCAGGCGACUGCAACUGGUAAGGAUGGAAACAAAGGUGUUACUUUAGAAGCUAGAAAGCAGAGAGAUGCCGAUAUUAUGAGGGAGAAGCAAAAGAAAAAGGAAGCUGCGGCUGCUAGUGCUGGUGCUACAGGUGGUGGAACUUCUGGAUAG